UCCCCAGCCUGCUGUUGGUGCUGUAAUACGGGCGAGGAAGUAAUAGUAGGCGGGGAAAUACGCAAGGCGAUAUGAUGCUUUUUAUCAUGGCAAACCUAAUAAGGAUACAGCAAUUGGACGUCAAGCGAGCACAGGAGCGGGACAUGGAGUUCCUGGGGCGUCCGUAUGUCAGUUACUAAGCCCUCGGACGCACUCUGCUUUGAGUCCAGCCAGUGUCCGACUCCUCCGGCCUUGACAGGGUACUAGCCAUUUCUAUGUUUCUGCCAUGGAACUUGACAGCCUGACGCACCGCGAUACUCACAAUUCUUGUCACUCCAGCCAUCACGCGACUGGCACGACUCGCUCCCCAUGAAGACGCUAGGGUUGCUGGGCGGCAUGAGCUGGGAGUCCACCACCACGUACUACCAGGAAAUCAAUCGGCGCGUCCGGCAUGUCAAAGGCGGCCUUCACUCCGCUCGUUGCAUAAUAUUCUCUUUUGAUUUUGAAGACAUCGCCAACCUCCAACGCGAUGGCAAGUGGGCGGAGGCGGGCUUGCUUCUGAAUGAUGCGGCGACCAAGCUGAGGCUGGCAGGGGCGGAUGCCAUUGUACUCUGUACCAACACCAUGCAUUUCGUGUCCCACGGGAUAGAGGAAUCGUCACAGCUUCCGCUUCUCCACAUCGUCGACUCGACCGCUGAGCAGAUCCUGGCGUCCGGCUACCAAUCAGUCGGUCUGCUGGGGACGCGCUUCACGAUGGAGAAGGAGUUCUACAAAGGACGCCUGACUCAGAAAUACGGAUUGCGCGUGCUCAUUCCAAACGAGGCAGACAGAGACACGGUGCAUUCGAUCAUCUACGACGAGCUCUGCAACGGCAUCGUUAAGGAGCAGUCGAGACAGGCAUAUCAGAAGAUCAUAGGCGAGCUGGCAGAGGCGGGUGCAGACUGUCUUCUUUUCGGCUGCACUGAGAUUGGCUUGCUCGUUCGUGGCUCGGAGGCUGGGCUCCCUGUGUUUGAUACCGCGAAGAUCCACGCGACGGCGGCUGCAGACUGGGCAAUGGCGGACGAGGCUUGAUCAAUGCCAGCUUUGCAUGUCGCCGUAUGUUGGUGCUUCGGUAUGAGACAUAAGCU
Molecule: messenger RNA, 1106 nt
Organism: Emericellopsis atlantica
Lineage: Eukaryota; Fungi; Ascomycota; Sordariomycetes; Hypocreales; Bionectriaceae
Product: Asp/Glu/hydantoin racemase
Exons: 1
Coding region: 349-1050 (233 amino acids)
Molecular function (GO): amino-acid racemase activity
Source: RefSeq, a predicted model, not a curated record